CACGAUGGCUGAAGCUAAUGUUCCUGUUUCUCAAGAUCAGUUGAGCUGUCCAAUAUGUCUGGAUCUUCUGAAGAAUCCUGUGGCCAUUCCAUGUGGACACAGUUUCUGCAUGGAGUGUAUCACAAGCUGCUGGAACGAGGAAGACUCUCUAAGCGUUGAUUUAACAGUCCAUCUUUUACUGCGUAUGCACACCACUGUCACUUUAGCUGUUUUGUUAGUCACCUCCCUCUCUCACAAGACACAAGUGGCCACACCCACUGAAGUUACUCUUCAUGAAAAACGAAAGAGAUAUUUACUUCCUGGUAAGUGUGUGUAUUUGGUCAGGUCUCUGUGUUCUAUCACAAUGGCUGAAGCUAAUGUUCCUGUCUCUCAAGAUCAGUUGAGUUGUCCAAUAUGUCUGGAUCUUCUGAAGAAUCCUGUGGCCAUUCCAUGUGGACACAGUUUCUGCAUGGAGUGUAUCACAAGCUGUUGGAAUGAGGAAGACGCUAAAGGUGUCUACAGCUGCCCGCAGUGCAGGGAGACCUUUACUCCAAGACCAGUCCUGAGCAAAAAUAUAAUGUUGGCUAACAUGGUGGAGAUGUUAAAAAAUGUAGGAAUCCCGUCCGAUUCUCCAACUCUGACCUAUGCUGAACCCGGAGAUGUGGAGUGUGGUGUCUGUUCUGGGAGAAAGCAGAAAGCUGUCAAGUCCUGUCUGGUUUGCCUGUCCUCUUAUUGUGAAACUCAUUUCAAGGCUCACAAUGACCUCUUCCCAGGCAGUACACACAAAGCGGUUGAAGCUGAUGGUAAACUAGAGGAUCUGCUUUGCUCUCGACAUGGGAAACUGCUGGAGGUCUUCUGUCGCACAGAUCAGACAUGUAUAUGUGUGCUGUGUGUCACAGAUGAACACAGUGGGCAUAAAACAGUUUCGGUUACAGCAGAGAGAGCUGAGAAAGAGAAAAAGUUCACAGAAAUCCAAAGGAAAAGCCAACAGAAAAUCCAAACUAAACAAAAACGCCUACAGCAGCUGAAGGAUGCUGUGAGGGUCAUCAAGCAAUCUGCUCAGGCAGCAGUGGUGAAGACAGAGGAGAGCUUUGAUGACAUGAUUUGCUCCAUGAAGAGAAAAUGCUCUGAGGUGACAAAGCUGAUCAGAGAUGAGGAGGAGGCUGAUGUGACUCAAGCUGAGGAAUAUAUCGAGACACUGGAGCAGGAGAUUUCCAAACUGCAGAAAGCAGAUGCCAAACUGGAACAGCUGUCAAAAACAAACGACAAUGCAAGCUUUUUGCAGAGUUUUCAGUCUCUCCAGUGUUCCUUGAUGGACCAAGAGAAAUCAUCAGAUCUCGAGGUCUGUCACGAUUUGUCAUUUGAGAAAGUGACCCGGAGUGUGUCUCAACUGAAAGACAAAUUGGAAGACUUCCUUACACAGGAGACAUGCAGUAUCACAGAGACUGCAAAACAGAUCUGCCGAUUUCUUCCCCAGAACCCCUUGACCAGAAGAGAUUUCUUAAAAUAUUCAUGUCAACUCAGUCUAGAUCCCACUACAGCACAGGGGGAACAUUACGUAUUUAAGGGAAACAAGACAGUUUCCUGGAUGGAGAAUACAAUGUGGAAUCGUCACAGUCCAGAAAGGUUUGACUACUUUUGCAAGGUGCUGUGUAAAGAGAGUGUAUCUGGAAGAUGCUAUUGGGAAGUGGAGAGGAGCACUUCAAAGAGAUCAAGGCACCGAAAACAUGUUACUGUAGCAGUUGCAUAUAAACAGAGGACACAUAAAGCAUACAUAGAUGACCCUUACCUUGGGGACAGUCAACACUCUUGGGCUUUGAGCUGUCCAUACUCUCCCUGCUGUUUCAUGCACAAUGGCGUGGUAACCAAACUCAACAUCACUGCAAGCUCUAGAGUGGGAGUGUAUGUGGAUCACAAAGCUGGAAUUCUGUCUUUUUACAGUAUCUACGGUGACACAAUGACUCUCCUGCACAAAAUACAGACCACAUUUACUCAGCCCCUCUAUCCUUGCUUUCGGAUCGUUGGGAAAGUACAACUAAAUCUGUGCCAAUAAGUGUUAGUAUUAUGUAUGUUGACAAUUGUAUCAAUUUUAAUUUUAGGCCUACUCUAUAUUUCGAGGCGAAUUAUGGUGACUCCUUUUCAUGCAGGCUGCAAUGACCGUGCCUUCAAUUUAUUUUUUUCCCUUUUAUAGCAAACAACUAUUAUCUCUCAUACUGUACGUAUGUCAGGAAAAUCUGAACUUGCUGUUCAGUCUUGAUAGGCCUAUCUACUGCAUCAUGCUGGAAUAUGGGGUGCAUUACUGUCAUUAGGCCUACUGAUAAUACCGAUAAAUAAGGAAUUACUGAUCAUGAGUUAUUUGUUAAAAAAAGGACGGUAAUAUAACAAUAAAUAUAUAGGUGUUUCUGUGUAAUAAGUGUUUUACAAAUAUGCCAUAAAUGAAUGAUUGUACAGCUGUGUUUUUCUUACGGUAGACCUUACAGAUGUUUGAUGAUACUGUAUGUUGCAUGAACAAUUGUCAAGAGACAUGAAUGAAAUCUGUUCAAACGUGGCUUAAUUGUGAAGAAAUAAAUAUCUAA
Messenger RNA from Engraulis encrasicolus (European anchovy), 2555 nucleotides. Its product is annotated as E3 ubiquitin-protein ligase TRIM47-like. The transcript is spliced from 6 exons. The record is from RefSeq and is a predicted model, not a curated record. Bases 5 to 2032 code for a protein of 675 amino acids. NCBI's taxonomy places the organism in Eukaryota, Metazoa, Chordata, Actinopteri, Clupeiformes, Engraulidae. Gene Ontology annotation, molecular function: zinc ion binding; protein binding.